This is a messenger RNA of Oreochromis aureus, 2261 nucleotides long. RefSeq lists its product as uncharacterized. The coding region runs from base 117 to 902 and encodes 261 amino acids. The record is from RefSeq and is a predicted model, not a curated record. NCBI's taxonomy places the organism in Eukaryota, Metazoa, Chordata, Actinopteri, Cichliformes, Cichlidae. The transcript is spliced from 4 exons.
CUGAGGCGGCAUAUGCAGAAGCAGCAGUUCUCAGGAGGUCAGUUUGGUGAACAGCAAGACUUAACAGACAUCUGGUUAAUGAAUCCGGCUUUAAGAGAAAUGUGAAAGAUUUGACAAUGGGAUUCACAACAUUGCACAUGCUCUGGCUUCUGACUGCAUUUGCUUUUACAACACAAGCAGAGUUGGUGAAACUAAGGGUUAGUCCCAAGAUUACCGCAAAGUGUGGCGAGCAAGUUACCCUCAACUGCAACACAUCGUCGGUUCAUCAUGGAAUGUCAAUCAAACUUAUGCAGUGGUUCAAAGAGGAAACACUUUUGUGUUCUGUGGACAGUAAAGGGAACAUUACUGCACUGCACAGAGCAUCUCUGAGUAACUUUACCUGUGAAUAUGAAGAUGGACGGCUGUCGCUAAUCUUCAAAAAGAUGCUGCCUCCAGAGAGCGGAAAAAAAUACACGUGUAAGCAACGCUCCAACAGAGGAGCACUCAAUGAAUCUACUAAACUGGAGUUACAAGAGUGUGGUCGGAUUGCUGAGGGUAAAUUAACGACCAUGGGACCUGCGUGCACCUUCAAGCAUGUCUACCCAGACGGAAAUGUCCACUGGUUCCACGGCUCCCGCAACCUCUCAGAUGGAUCUCUGAAACAGUACACCGGUAAAAGUGUGGACGAAGAAGGCUGGCUGACUAUCCACAGUUACCUGGAGUGGAACAGUUCACACGGGCCUUACAAAUGCUCCUUGAAGAGCACCGUGUCUGACAGAUACAUUGCAAGUAUGUUGAUACAGAAUCCUGAAUCCCAGAAGAGCAGUAGAGCAACACACUCCAACGGCAACAGAGUUACAGCCUGGGAAAGUACGCGGACAAUUUUUUGCCUUUUAAUCUUACUUCCAGUUAUAUUUAAAUAAUGGAAUUCCCACAUCAUGGUGUCACCAGACAUGGGGGACAUGGGGAGGCAUGAAUCAAUGAUUAACACUGAUUAGGAGCAACAAGGUACUGAGACUUAUGGAUUUUUUGUCAAAACCAGGGCGUCGGGAAUCAGUUUAAGUGAGUCAUCUUGCAUAAUCCAAAGGCUUAUCUUUCUUUCUUUGUGCUAUUGGCUGACAUGAACAAGAAAAUUACACACCACAGAGAGGUGAUAAGAAGACAGCCAGUAAUCAUAACAGUAUAAAAUGUGUUGUUGUUUGGCUUCAAUAGAGGCUAGGAGAGAAUGCACAGUGGUUUCACUGAUCUUUGUAAGAACACAAGGAGAUGUAUAAAUGGAAACACUCUCAGAGAAAAUGCACCUUCUUAUAAUUGAUAGUGAUUAAAAAGUCUGUACUGGUUCAGUUUAAUCGGCAGCUAUAAACCUUUUCAUGGAUGUUUUUUUUUUCUCAAACAUGUCCAGCACUGUCAUCUGUGUAUAGGUUCUCUAUGAAUGAAGACCAUAAAAGGCUCUUUGUUAGAUUUAUUUCAGAAAUACAGAACUGUCAUGUAGCAAAACCCCUUUUCUUUCAGUCAAGCAAUAAAUCUGUCUAGAGUUUGUGGACGGAUGCUGCCCUCUGGUGAUAUGUGCUGCUAACUAGAAGUAGCUGCUUUAGGAACCAUUUGGGAGCAAUAUGUUUUCAUUCAAUGGGUUGAUUUACCACACUUUGCACCAGCCUGGUAAAUAUAGGCAAUUUAGUUCAGAAUCCUUAAUUCCAGGUCAGAGCUGAUUGCUAGAAAGUAAAUCAAACAUCAAAAUAGUUACAUCACAGGAAGCACAGGAGAAAAUGUUGUGUAUUUUAAUUUCACUUGCUGUCAGACUUAAACAAUGGAAAUGGCAAAAAAAAAAAAAAAUGCACGACAUGUACUGUAAUCAGACACGGAGGUGAAGCAAUGAAGUUUUGAGAUUCAUGGGGUUUGUUUGUUAGUUUGCUUGUUUGUUUGUUUGUUUGUUUGUUUUGGGGGAAGUGCCAGAAACACCAAUCUCAUUUGAAAACAAAGCAGCUGAUAGUCGCUGAUUGCAUACAUUUCCAUCAUUAUGGUUUGAUAGUCAGGGAUUCAUGCAAGUGGAAACAAUGUCAAAGGAAGUGAACAUGGCUAGAAAAGCAAAACAUUCAAGUCCAUCUGGUUCAGUUUCAUCUUGAGCUAUAAACCUUCAAUACACACUUUCUUUUCAGCAGUAUGUUUACAUUCUAAACAGAGUGAUGAAAAUAUCUCUUGAAGUGUGUGUGAGGUCCGUCUCUGGAGCACUGCUGUAUGUGUGUAGCUUUUCAGUCCCAUGAAAAUAAAAAUCUUGGACACAA